Messenger RNA from Auanema sp. JU1783, 1395 nucleotides. The record is from the annotation of a GenBank genome assembly. NCBI's taxonomy places the organism in Eukaryota, Metazoa, Nematoda, Chromadorea, Rhabditida, Rhabditidae.
AUGAACGAAACGUUGUAUAUAUCAGCCACAGAUGAAGAUGAAAAAUGCUCUUUCUACUCACCUGUUUAUGAAGAACAAUCGUCUGCUCCCACUUCACCUAUAGAUCGAUGGAAUACAUCUAUUUAUUUAACAGAGGAGGUUGUUGGCUUAUGUUCGUCUGCUUCAGCUGCUACGUCGCCUUCGUUGUGCGUCCAAACUGACGAUUCAAUACCAGAAGCCAUGUCAACAGUGGCUACAUCCACAACUGAUCUAGUGGACCGAUAUAUCGCUAGGCAAACCGCUGCUGCUGCCCAGGCUGCUUCUCCCAAGAACCGAAAGCUCACAAGAAAAUGGAGACUACAUGCGGGCAACAACCGAUUUUUCUGUGAUGGACGCGUUAUGAUCUCUAGGAGUAUUUCAGUUUUACCUGUGACACUUUUUUUAAUAUCAGCUACUAUGGCACUAUUUUUUGUAUUUGAAUGUCCUUUUUUAUUCGACUCCGUCUCUCCAGUGCUUCCUUUCAUUGGAGCUGCUCUGUUUAUGAUUGUGUUGAUAAAUUUAUUGAAAACAUCCUUCUCUGAUCCUGGAAUCCUUCCACGUGCGUCACACACGGAAGCCUUAAGAAUAGGGCAAUAUGCACGAGACGAGGCUUUGACUGAUCCCAACUUCAACCAGGAAACAUCUGUUGCACCUAGAACCCUUCACAGUAGUAAACAGGUAACCGUCAAUGGCCAAAGUGUUAGAUUAAAGUAUUGCCAUACUUGCCAAUUUUUUCGACCACCUCGUAGUACUCAUUGCUCAAUUUGCGAUAACUGCGUUCUGAAUUUUGAUCACCAUUGUCCGUGGGUAGGCAAUUGUGUCGGAGCUCGUAACUAUCGAUAUUUUUACUUUUUCACAACUUCACUUACAGUUUUAAUACUUUUCAUAUUUGGAUGUUCAAUAACUCAUCUCAUUUUAUUAUCAAGAGAAGAACGACAAUUCUGGGAUGCUGUGAAGAAAUCACCUGUUUCUAUGGUUGUCUCUUUCAUAUGUUUCUUUGCAAUCUGGUCCACAUUAUGUUUAUCCGGCUUUCAUACAUAUCUCAUAGCUACAAACCAAACAACGAAUGAAGAGAUUAAAGAUACUUACAAUACUAAACGACGUCCUAACGUUAUUAAUCCUUAUAAUCAGCCUACACUCUUUCAUAAUUGUUUUGUUACUUUAUGCAAACCGGAAUUGCCCAGUCUCCUUGAUCGAAGAGGUUUUACGGUUACAAUAGUUCCGGAACCUCCUCAACCCAAUCGUAGCUACGACAAUAAAGUUUUUAAACUCAAUAGGGAUCGACAAGAAACCCAAAAUAGCGAUAACGGCGACAUCAGAAUAGACAAUAAUGGUGCUUCGUACUCUAGUCCGAUGCCGAAUCAGUGUCCUGUAUGA